AUGUCACAGAUUGAGGACACUAAAAAUUUACCAAAGAAAAAUUGGAGUAAUGGUUUUCUUAUACGGGAGCCAUACGAAAAUAUUCAAAAUGGCUUGACUAUUUUCAAUCCACUUAUUUAUGGCUUAGUAUCUUAUAAAUUUGUUCCAUUAACCUAUGGAGAGCUUGAUAGUUUUAGUUUCAUUAUGACAAUACUCGGAGUUUUCUUUAUAGCUUACUUGUGGAGAGCAUGUUACAAUAGCUCUCUCCCCUGCCUAACCAUGCCCUACAACGUUGCUGAAUUCAUAUUACUUAUAACUUUAAAAAGUAAUUGCAGACAGAAACUAAAUCAUCUUACAGAUGGCUCCACGUUAUUGCAGCAGAAUUCCACUACACAGGAAAUAAUGACAACGAUAGAUGCUGCUUCUUCCUAUCAGUCAUUCAACCAAACACUGCUGCAUAUAGACGAAAACAUUUUCGGCAUGAUUAAAGAGGAAACUAAUAUGGAUAUAGCCACAACAUGCUGGCUGGCUUACAAGAAUUUACCUUUCAGAUUUUUAAUGACUCUGCAACGCAAAACUAUUUUGUAUUAUUUAAUGAUAACGUAA
Messenger RNA from Copidosoma floridanum, 585 nucleotides. RefSeq lists its product as uncharacterized. Lineage: Eukaryota; Metazoa; Arthropoda; Insecta; Hymenoptera; Encyrtidae. The record is from RefSeq and is a predicted model, not a curated record.